AUGGCGAUAACCGUAUUUGAAGCUUGCAAGAAAAGAAAACGAACUCCAAAGAAGAUCAUCUGCACUUCUCGCUUCUCCUCCAUCGAUGAUUCCAGUAUGGACUUUUCCCGUUCUUUUCGCGACAACAUCAAAGAGUUUCUAAAACGGUGCUCAGACUCUGAAGAUUAUAAACUUGGUGGAACCAAUCCUGUUUGGUGCACUUUACUUGUCAAUGAAUCAAGCGGCGUAGUUUUCCCUCUGUACAUCGUCGAAGAAUUCAUCAAUAACUCUUCCUCUUCUCAGCAUCAGCCUCUCUGCGACUUCUGUAGAUUCGUUGGAUGGAGUCACCAUUUUGUUUCUAAAAGAAACUAUCAUCUAAUAGUUCCUGAUGAUGAUAAAUGGAACAAGCCUUUAAAGAAAGAUUCACUUAAGCAAGAAAACCAUUUAUUACACGGUGUUAUUCACUGCAAUGGUUUUGGUCAUUUGCUCUGCAUCGAGAUUGAAUCUAAUUCAAAUUAUCUCAACGGAGAAGACCUCAUGAGCCUCUGGGAUCAUCUCUGUGCAUGUCUCAAAACCCGUGACAUUUCAGUGCAUGAUUUGUCAAAGAAGGGAUCUAUGGACUUGAGAUUGCUUAAUGGAGUUGCAUAUGGGCGUUCUUGGUUUGGUAAAUGGGGCUAUAAGCUAUGUCGUGGAAGUUUUGGAGUUAGAAAGCACGAAUACAAUAGAGCUAUUGAAAUUCUUAGUUCAUUAGAGCUUAGUAAGAUUACUACUGAUUUUAGUAAAAGAAAACAAGGAAAAUUGAUUGGACAAAUUGUUCAAACUUAUAGUGAUAUUAGUGAGACCCAGUUGGUUACUAUUAGUGACUUGCUUUAUUUUAUGCUUGCUUUCGAGUCUAAACCUCUUAUUCAAAGGAAAACAGCCCUUGCAUUGGCUUCAUUUUCAUCCAAAUCAUCAAGAGAUCAAACAACCAAUCAACCCAAAGCUUCUUUGCCCAGCUAUCCAAGUGAUUAUAAGUCACUUGCUUCUUUUGUUGCUAAACUGGAUGCCAGAUGGCCUGAAAGAAGACUUGAGCGGGUAGUGGAAGUGAUUUUUCAAAUUUUGCAAAUACAUGGAGCUAGGAUGCUUCGCCAAGACUUAAGAGACGCAGUUAGACAACAUAUUGGUGACACUGGUUUGAUUGAUUUUGUUCUUAAGCAUAUUGAUAAGGUUAUUGUGGGAAAUCAAGUUAUUGUUCGUGCAAACAAGCCAGUUAGCAAGUUGUUAGAAUUUUCACUUGAAGAUAUUUCUGAUGGAGCUACACUCGAAAAGAAAGCACAAUCACACACUGAUAUUUCAACUUUAAAACUAGGACUAAAUGUUCGAAAAGAUUUACUCUUCUUGUACAAGAAUGUUUUAUUGGGCUACCCUGAUUAUCAUGCUGUUGCUAUAGCUGCUAGAGUGAUCUUAGACUGUAAGCAUUUUUUUAAGGAGUGGCAAUAUAAGAGCAGUAAUGAGGAUGCAUUACUGACGCUAAUUUGCCAGGUAAGGCCAAGUUAUGAUGAAUUGGCAAAUGAGCUAACUUGGCCACUGCCACCAGGUGAACCAGUGAUGGCUCCGGAAUGUGCAACAGUUUUUGAGCUUAAAUUGACAGUGCAAUGUGCAUUAAGGGACACAUAUUGUGUAAUGGACAAUUUUGUAGUCAAUGAUAUAGAAAUUGGGGGAUUAGUGGCAAGAGAGGAGGGCCAAGAUUUGCUCAAGUGUGGGCUGGAGGAUGGUAUGAAGGUUUGGGUGAGGGGGUCUGGUCUGGACUUAGAUACAAAGUUGAGAUAUCAGGGUGGGGAUAAUGAUUGGACUGUGGAUUGUAAGUGUGGGGCAAAGGAUGAUGAUGGGGAAAGAAUGGUGGCCUGUGAUGCUUGCCAUGUUUGGCAGCAUACUAGGUGUAACAGCAUUAAGGAUGAUGCUUCUCCUCCUACUUUGUUUCUAUGUCGUAUGUGUAAUUGCAGGAUGAAGAAGUCGUCUGCAAGAUGCAUAUCCGCCGAGAAAAACAGAUUUGGCAGGAGGCAUGAUAUUGGGCCUCAAUGAUUCCCAUCUUGUGUUUCAUGCAGCAGAUUUUAUUCGCUCCUUCAAAGACGGCUCUUAUAGCAUUUUAAAACUUUGAACAGUUUAAUGUAUCACAAUUUUAUUAACAGGUGUCUGCAGGUUCUAUCUGAGAUCCUGCAAGAUCUCAGGUUAUAGGAUGCUAAUUUAUUUAAAAAGCUUUGGCACGAAUGCCCGUUGUUAUAUUUGUUUAUAGAAGCAGUUUGUAU
Molecule: messenger RNA, 2264 nt
Organism: Ricinus communis (castor bean)
Lineage: Eukaryota; Viridiplantae; Streptophyta; Magnoliopsida; Malpighiales; Euphorbiaceae
Product: PHD finger protein At2g01810
Exons: 3
Coding region: 1-2040 (679 amino acids)
Source: RefSeq, a predicted model, not a curated record